This is a messenger RNA of Fomitopsis serialis, 1565 nucleotides long. Its product is annotated as glycoside hydrolase superfamily. Gene Ontology annotation, molecular function: beta-glucosidase activity. Gene Ontology annotation, biological process: glucan catabolic process. The coding region runs from base 1 to 1308 and encodes 435 amino acids. NCBI's taxonomy places the organism in Eukaryota, Fungi, Basidiomycota, Agaricomycetes, Polyporales, Fomitopsidaceae. Gene Ontology annotation, cellular component: cell surface; extracellular region. The record is from RefSeq and is a predicted model, not a curated record. The transcript has 7 exons.
AUGUCUUCCACCUGGCGUCGUGCUGCGGUCUUCUCGCUGUUCACCUUCUUCGCGCGCCGUGUCGUGGGUGACAACGCCAUCAACCCGUCCUUCUCCUAUGGUACGGAGACGGUCCGCGGCGUCAACCUGGGAGGAUGGCUCGUCCUCGAGGUGAGGAGCCCGCUUGGUCACUGUCAGCCGCACCCAUGGAUCACGCCCAGUCUCUUCGACAACACCGGCAACGACAACAUUGUUGACGAGUGGACAUUCGGUGAGCUCCAAGACACUGCAACAGCGACGUCGGCCCUCCAAAAUCACUGGAACACUUGGAUCACGGAACAAGACCUGGCAGACAUUGCGGCAGCGGGCUUGAACCAUGUUCGCCUUCCCAUUGGAUACUGGGCAUUCGAAGUCGGGCCCGGGGAACCGUACAUCCAGGGGCAACUCCCAUACCUCCAGAAUGCCAUUGGCUGGGCCGGGAACCACGGCCUCAAGGUUAUCGUAGACCUUCACGGUGUUCCAGGGAGCCAGAACGGAUUCGACAACUCGGGGCAUAGGAUAUCUUAUCCGGAGUGGCAGUCGAACUCUACGAACGUUCAGCGGAGCGAUGCCAUCGUGAAAACGAUCGCGUCAAUGUUCGCCAACAACCCCCAGGUUGUGUCUAUCAUCACGCCGAUCAACGAGCCGGCGGGUUAUGAUGGUGAUCAGAUGCUGGAUGUGCUCACGCAGUACUACUACGAUUCGUACGGAAACGUCAGAUAUCCCUUCGGCAGCUCGGAGGAGAGCAACACGGUCCUACUAAUGCAUGACGCCUUCCAAACUCUCAGCUACUGGUCAGGUUUCCAAACACCCCCCGGCUGGCAAGGCGUCGCACUGGACACGCACAUCUACCAGGUGUUCUCGGAUUCGGAACUCGCUUACUCCGACUCCCAACACAUCUCCGCUGCCUGUGACUACGCCUCGUCCCUCUCCGGCUUCGAUCUCUGGCUCAUCGUCGGUGAGUGGGCGCCCGCCGCCACUGACUGUGCGAAGUACCUCAAUGGCCGCGGCAUCGGCUCGCGAUACGACGGGUCGUACCCCGGGUCAUCGUACGUCGGUAGCUGCCAGGGCCUUACCGGCCCGGCGUCGUCGUUCAGCGACUCGUACCAGACGUUCCUCCGCCAGUACUGGGAGGCACAGACGAUCGCGUUCGAGAAGGGCGCGCAGGGCUGGAUCCAGUGGGCAUGGAAGACGGAGAGCGCCGACGAGUGGUCCUACCAAGCCGGACUGGCGAACGGAUGGAUCCCGCAGAACCCGACCAACCUCCUCUACCCCAACAUCUGCGGGUGAGGUGAAGCUAUCUCAUGGACUAUUGGCUACCUCCUGCACGAUUUUGCACGAACCAACGAACUGAUUCGUUCUUCACAUGUAUCAUGUUACCUUUCAUUACUCACUUCACUUAGUCGAUACUUCAGUACGAUUUGAGUAGUCAGCCUACAAUUGUAUUAGUUUCUGCACGACUCAGGGAUGAUUUUUACGAAUUAUACGAUUAUACCCACGUAUCAUCGCAGUAUGCAAAAUAAGUACUGGAAUACAUAGUGCCACAA